AAUUCACCAAAUGCUUGAUGCAACCUCCCUUCAAUCACCCCAUAACCGUUAUAUGAGUGGACCACCCAUCUAUUCACCCCGUACCAGUGCCAUACUCUACGGUAUUACCUGCACAACUCGAUAAACACAUCACCUUCCAUAAAUCACAAUUCACUUCUAAUCGUCCCCCCUCCCUUUGUUUGCUAUUCGACCUAUAAUUCUAUCCCUUGGCUAUCUGACCCCCCCUUCCCCCCAACCCAAUCCAGCCAAUGCGAUAACUCCUCACCUCCACCGAGCGAGCGACCCACUCAAAAUGAGUGACCUCCAACGCUCCUUCCAAAAAUCCAAGCUUGCAAGGUUUCCCCUCGAACCACCAAUGCCUCUGAAUUCACACCUGGGUGCGCUCGACGAAGUCGACGAUGAAGAGGAUCAGGAUGGCCUAGGAGGAGAAGAGAACGACGUGGAUUCAAGAAUGGAUACCCCUUCAUCUCCGUGCUCAUCAGCUUCUUCAACAUCUACUAUUAGACCGUUGUUCGCACGACCGGAACCGCGAAAGAAAGCCUCGCUAGAACCUCUCCCUUGGAGCCGAUACUUUUCCUCCUCCCUACACCUCCUGCACGAGCCCACAUCCGCCAUCUUUCAUGCCUACCUAACCAGUCCCACCAACAAUGGUCCUCUCUUCGUAAUGCAUCACGGCGCCGGCUCGUCCGGUCUGUCAUUUGCCCUGUUAGCCUCCGAGAUUCGCAAGAUCCUCCCAGCAGCCGGUGCCCUAUCCUUCGACUCCCGCGGGCACGGCGAGACCAGGACUCCCAACGACGAGGACCUCAGCUUACCAACACUUUCACAAGACUUUGUCACUGUAUUGGAGCUAGUAAAGGAGAAGUGUGGGUGGGGGAAAAUGCCGGAUUUAGUCCUUGUAGGACACUCCCUCGGCGGAGCAGUAGUAGCGGAUGUAGCGAUGGGCGGGAAGCUGGGCGGGAGUGUGCUCGGGUAUGUGGUUUUGGACGUUGUAGAGGGAAGCGCUAUCGACGCUUUGCAGAGUAUGCAAACGUACCUUUCUACGAGACCUUCAGGAUUUACCUCACUAUCACAAGGAAUCGAAUGGCACACCCGUUCGAGAACAAUCCGAAACCCAACCUCAGCCCGCAUCUCUGUUCCUGCUCUCCUUCUCCUCACCGACACAACGCAGCCUGAGUCAUCAGACGAUUCCUCCCCCCCACGUCCCUGGCGCUGGCGUACCGACCUAGCAAAGACGCAGCCAUUCUGGCAAGGCUGGUUUGUGGGACUCAGCAAGAAGUUCCUGGAAGCCCGGGGGGGCAAGUUACUCAUUCUUGCGGGGACGGAUAGAUUGGACCGGGAAUUGAUCAUCGGCCAGAUGCAGGGGAAGUACCAACUUGUCGUACUACCAGAGGUGGGCCACUUUUUGCACGAAGAUGCGCCGGGGAAGACGGCAGGGAGUUUGGUAGAGUUUUACAAACGGAAUGACCGAUCAGCCUUGGUGCUGCCGCCGAAGGUUUCGGACAUGUAUAAGUAACCGUCGGACCAUUACCCUCUACCGCAGCCAUAUAUCCAUACUAUGAGGCGGUACCGCCAAUGCGCUCUCUCAGUCACAAAAAAGCCAACAUUGAAGAAAAAGGCUACACCCCUAUCACCAGAACAGAGUACUUAUAAGGUCCCCAGCCGUGUAAACCAAAAAAAAAAAAAGGAAAAGGAAAACCAAGAAAGUUACUACUCUUACUGCACUACUUGUAUUCACCUAGAUUACCGAAUUGAAACAGCAUGUACACGUACUUUACUUUAAGCUUAAUCCCAUU
Tuber melanosporum (Perigord truffle) is the source of this 1793-nucleotide messenger RNA. Its product is annotated as carboxylesterase-mitochondrial 37S ribosomal protein YmS2. The coding region runs from base 293 to 1513 and encodes 406 amino acids. Gene Ontology annotation, biological process: protein demethylation. The transcript is spliced from 4 exons. Gene Ontology annotation, molecular function: protein methylesterase activity. The record is from RefSeq and is a predicted model, not a curated record. NCBI's taxonomy places the organism in Eukaryota, Fungi, Ascomycota, Pezizomycetes, Pezizales, Tuberaceae.